ACGGCCGAGCUUAUUAACAAGAGCUCACUUUUGUCCCCUGGGGACCCAACAGGCAGAAGGGGAUGGAAAGAACUCUGGCAGCCAGCCAGAGAGCCAGGGCUCAUUGUAAACAGUUGAAGGCAUCCUUAUAAUGCCCCGCUCCUAGGGAGCUCUGAGGCUUUGCUCUGGAAGUUUUCAAAGCAGCAGCAGUCUAGGAGACGACCAGAAGAGAGAGGGGGUGCGUGUGGGGGAGUGCCUGGAUGCUUUUAUUUAUUGAUUUUUUUUGGUUCGGUGGGUUAAUGGAUUUUUAGGACAAAGAAAACUAAAACCGAGCUGACCAGAAAGACUGGAAUUUCAGCUCUCCCUCUCUCUUUCUCUCCUUCACUGGAUUUACCCCUCACCCCUCAAAACCCUUUUAGACCAGAGAUUACUGGGUCAGUGACUCUUAUUAUCCCUCCUGCUCCAAGAUCAUCUUGCCUUUUAGCAUUGAAAGGAAUAUCACUACCUGAUUAGAAAAGCACUCAGAAAGCCUAUUAAUCUUUCUGGCGUUGUCAGGAUUGAUCAGCGAGUUUUAUUAAAAAAGCUCCAGGAUUUCUUGAAAGGCCUCAUUCUUCAGAUUUCAAGAAGGGGGAGCCUCCAGCCAUCUCCGCAUGUGUUGUCUGGAUCCUUCUCCAGCCUAGCCCUCUGGAGUAUGUUGAUGGUCCUGAAGGAGAAAGGGAAGCCUUCUUCUGUUUAAACCUUUUCCUUGGAAGGAAGCUGGUGGCCCCCUGAUAACAUGAACCUUCUUGGAUCCAGUGGGGUGUUUCUCUGUCUGCUGCUUGUCCUGCAAGGUACCAGCUCAUCCUUCAUCAGUCUCAACCGGGGGAUGAAGGUGGCAAAGGGCCGUUCUGCUUUCCUGUCAAGGGAGGACCUGCAGUUUUCCAUACCCAAGGAAAAAGAUGCCUGCAAAGUGGAAGUUGUGAUGAAUGAGCCUAUAACCCAGAGGGUUGGGAAACUCACCCCACAGGUAUUUGACUGUCAUUUCCUUCCUAAUGAAGUAAAGUACACUCAUAAUGGUUGCCCAAUCCUAGAUGAAGAUGCUGUUAAGUUUAGACUCUACAGAUUUACAGAGACUGAAACCUUCACUGAAACUUUCAUCCUUCGAGUUUAUCUCCUGGAGCCAGAUUGUAGCAUCAUCCAGAUGAACACCAGGGCACCGGAGGUGCCUGAGUUCUAUGGUCUCUCCAGAAAAAUCGAUAAGAACGUGCUCAGUUUUGAUUAUGAGAGAAGGAUGAAUCUGGAAUGCACCGUAAGGCUCUCUCCAUUAGAAACCGGUCUACCAGCCCAUGGUCAGAUUGUCAUUGUGGAGCCGCAACAAAGCGAACUGCGAGGAGACCAGCCCCACAGCUUUUUCCCCGAGUCCCAAUACAGAAAAGAUCAACGGUGCCCUAGUGGCAGCUGUGCCCCAGGGUUGAAGAAGAUUGAGAGUCUCAAAGUCAGCUGUGAGGAGUUUUUGCUAAUGGGAUUGCGAUAUCAGCACUUGCACCCCCCUUCUCCGAACAUCGAUUAUAUCUCCAUCAGGCUGGACCUCACUGAUAUCAGGAGUAAAUCCAUAUACAAGUCAGAGAGUGUGUGGCUGCCUGUCUCCAUCAAAGCAGCCUUUCCCAAUCAGAUCCCCAGGGCUGCAUUCAUGCCCACCUACAUUCUGGAGGUGGAUCAAUUCAUCCUGAGCUCCAUCACCACCUCUACUGUGGACUGUGAAGAUGAUGAGACACCCAAAUCUUUGCUGGUGUUCAACAUCACCAAGCCCCCUCUCCAGGGGUACUUCACCCACCUGCUGGAUCACACCAAAGAGAUCUCCUCAUUCACCUGGAAAGAUCUAAGUGACAUGCAGAUUGCCUAUCAGCCUCCCAAUAGCAGCCACAUCGAGAGGAGAAAUUAUGAGGUGGAGUUUGAAGUAUACGACUUCUUCUUUGAAAAAAGUUUACCAAUCACAGUCCACAUCUCUGUCAGAACAGCAGACACAAAUGCUCCUCGCGUGUCGUGGAACAUGGGUCUCAGUCUUCUGGAGGGACAGUCAAGGCCCAUCACCUGGGAGCAGUUUCAGAUAGUAGACAAUGAUGACAUCGGUGCUGUCCGCCUGGUCACUGUUGAUGGCUUACAGCAUGGGCGACUCACUGUAAGAGGAGGGAAAGGCUUCAUUUUCACUGUGGCUGACAUUCAGGCUGGGGCUGUUCGCUACCAUCACGAUGACAGUGACUCCACCAAGGAUUUUGUGGUCUUCAGGAUUUUUGAUGGCCACCACAGCACCCGCCACAAGUUUCCCAUCAAUAUCCUGCCUAAAGAUGACAGCCCUCCUCUCCUCGUAACAAAUGUUGGGAUUGAACUUGACGAGGGGCAAACAGUGCUCAUCCAAGGCUCCAUGCUGAAAGCUUCUGAUAUGGACUCCAGUGAUGACUACAUUUUCUUUAAUAUCACCAAACCUUCCCAGGCUGGGGAAAUCAUAAAGAAGCCAGGGCCAGGACUCAUGGGCUAUCCGGUUCCUGGUUUUCUUCAGAGAGAUCUCUUUAAUGGGAUUAUCUACUAUCAACACUUUGGUGGAGAAAUAUUUGAGGAUUCCUUUGAGUUUGUCCUGUGUGAUAGCCGCGAUCCUCCCAACCUCUCUGAACCACAGAUAGUGGUGAUACACAUUACUCCAGUGGAUGACGAGCUCCCAAAAGAGAUUCCUGGCGUCAUUCGGCAUUUGGUUGUCAAGGAAACAGAGGUGGCUCAUCUCACUAAGAAGCAUCUACAUUUUGUGGAUACAGAAUCUCAUGAUAGGGAGCUUCUUUAUACAAUAACGACACCUCCAUUUUUCUCCUUGAGUUAUGGUCGUUCUGAUGCUGGGAAACUGUUCAUGGUGGAUAGUGUAUUGAAGCUAGUCAAGGAUCCUGCAGCUCCGGGACUGAGAUCAUUUACUCAGCAUGCUGUAAACCACAUGAAAGUGGCCUACAUGCCUCCCAUGCGAGACAUAGGACCCCAUCUCCAGCACGUUCAGUUUGUUUUCUCCAUCAGUAACCAACAUGGUAGCGCUUUGCAUGGAAUUUGCUUUAACAUUACUAUUCUCCCUGUGGACAAUCAGGCUCCUGAGGUGCUCACCAAUUCCCUGCAAGUAGAUGAGGGAGGUCUGUGUGUCAUCACUACAGAGCACAUUCUGAUUUCAGACAUGGAUACAAAGCAGGACAAACUCAGACUGUCCCUCAAGAGGCUGCCGCUACAUGGAAUGGUGGAACUGGAUGGUUUUCCUCUAAGCCGUGGAGACGAGUUUUCAUGGGGAGACCUCCACGCAUUAAAAGUUAGGUAUCACCAUGAUGGAUCAGAGGUUCUUCAUGACAACAUACUCUUUGAGGCAACAGACGGAACAAAUUCUGCAGAAUUUGUCCUUCAGGUCAAGGUUUUACCAGUAAAUGAUGAACCCCCUGUCCUGAAGGCUGACCUCGUUCCCAUAGUGCAUUGCCCUGAGGGAGACGAAGUGGUCAUCACUUCAGAACACAUUCAUGCCACUGACACAGACAGCGAUGACACCAAGCUGAUGUUCAUGAUCACUCGUCAGCCUCUCCAUGGGGUCGUGAGGAAAUCUGGGAUCGCUGUGGACCAGUUCACCCAGGGAGACGUUGAUGCUGGAACUGUGACAUACCAACACACAAGUGGAGAGAUUGGCAUGGCCCCUUGUUUUGACACCAUUACUUUGGUGGUUUCGGAUGGAGAAGCUGGCCCUCAUGACUGUUGCUACCAAGAACCUGCGUCUUUCCCAUUGCCACUUCACCAUUCUUUUCCAGUGUUUGAUCUCAAUGUGACUGUGUACCCUGUGGACAACCAACCCCCAACUGUUACAACUGGUACCCGGUUUGUUGUGGAUGAGGGCUCUUCAGCUGCCAUUACCAUUAACCAUUUAAUCACUACUGACCCUGACACAGCCAUGGAUGACUUAGAGUUUGCUUUGGUUUCUCCUCCACAAUUUGGUUAUGUUGAAAAUAUAUUACCUUCACCAGGUUUUGAAAAAAGCAAUAUUGGCAUAAGUAUAGCUUCAUUUCAGUGGAAAGACAUGAAGGCUUUGCACAUAAACUAUGUGCAGUCCAGGCAUCUGAGGAUAGAGCCAACUGCAGAUCAAUUUAUGAUUUACGUCACAGAUGGAAAACAGCAUUCUGUGGAAAUCCCUUUUUCCAUUCUCAUUAACCCCACCAAUGAUGAAGUUCCUGACUUUGUGGCCCAGAAUAUCACUGUUUCUGAGGGUCAGAUGAAAGAAUUGGAUCCUUCAGUCAUCAAAGCAACUGACUUUGACGUACCAAAAGAUCAUUUGAUGUUCACUAUUACCCAUAAACCACAACAUGGCCUUCUCAUCAAUGGGAUACAUAGAAAUGACAUCCCUCAUUACAAGCACUUAAUCAGUAUCCACAAGAACCAUGAGCUUCCUGUGCAUGAUUUUUCAAUGGAGCUUCUCAAAACUGGAAUGAAAUUGAUGUACAUACAUGAUGACUCUGAGAGCCUUGCUGAUGACUUUACAAUCCAGUUGUCAGAUGGGAAACAUAAAAUCCUGAGAACUAUUUCAAUAAAGAUCCUGCCAGUCAAUGAUGAGAAACCAGUGCUGACAAAGAAGGCCGAAAUAGAAAUGAAUAUGGGUGAAACUCGUAUUAUUUCUAGUGCUGUUCUAUCAGCUACAGAUAAAGAUACACCCAGAGAGAAAAUUUACUAUUUAUUUGAAAGACUCCCAGAAAAUGGGCAGCUUCAGCUCAAGAUAGGAAGGAAUUGGGUAUCUCUUCAACCCGGCAUGAAAUGCACUCAGGAGGAAGUGGAUCUGAAUUUUGUAAGAUACAUCCAUACCGGUGCCGUGGGUUCCCAGAACCAAGAUAGCUUCACAUUUCACCUCUGGGAUGGAGACAAUAGGUCACCCACACUGGACUGUCACAUCAGCAUCAAGGACAUUGAAAAGGGUGAUAUUGCGGUCUUGUCCAAACCACUGGUAGUGUCUAAAGGGGACAGAGCCUUCUUGACUACCUCUACCCUCUUAGCUGCUGAUGGAACAGAUAAGCCAGAAGAGCUUUUUUUUGUAAUCACGUCCCCACCUCAGUAUGGCCAGUUGGAAUACAUCAGCUAUCCCGGAGUCCCUAUCACAAGCUUCAACCAGAUGGAUAUUGCAGGUCAGCAAGUCUGCUAUGUACACAAAAGCAAAGCAGUUGUUCCGAAUGACAUGUUCAGAUUCAUCGUGAGCAAUGGACUAAGGACAAAGCACGGAGUGUUUGAGAUCACACUGGAGACUUUUGACCAAGCCUUGCCUGUGGUGACCAGGAACAAGGGGUUAAGAAUAACAGAAAGUGCCAUGGCGCUCCUCUCUCCAGACAUCCUGCAACUUUCAGACCCAGACACUCCAACAGAGAACCUCACCUUCCUCUUGUCCCAGCUCCCCCAGCAUGGACAGCUCUAUCUUCGGGGGAUGGUUCUCACACAAUACAAUUUCACACAAGAAGAAGUGGACAACAUGAAUGUGGCCUACAGGCACCUGGGAGGAAACUCACAGAUUGACCAGUUUACCUUUAUGGCUACUGAUAGGACAAAUCAAGGCUUUGUUGUGGAUGGAAGAGUGUUGAAUGAACCUGUGUCCUUUACUAUUCAGGUGGACCAGUUGGAUAAAAAGGCUCCCCGUCUCAUACAUCUGAAGUACCCUUCCCAAGUGGAGCUUCUGAAAAAUGGUUGCUAUGGGAUUUACAUAACAUCUCGAGUCCUGAAGGCAUCUGACCCUGAUACAGAGGACAACCAAAUCAUCUUUAAGAUUUUACGAGGCCCCCAGUACGGACAUCUGGAAAAUACAACAACAGGUGAAUUUAUUCAAGAGAGAUUCAGUCAAAAGGACCUAAACAGUAAAGUCAUUCUUUAUGUCAUCAAUCCAUUGUCGGAAAUGAAUUCGGAUAACUUGGAGUUUCAAGUCACAGACCCCAGUGGAAAUACUGCUGCCCCUCAAACUUUGGAAUUGAAAUGGUCCCACAUUCAAUUGCCCCAGACUGAAUAUGAGGUGUGUGAAAACGUGAACACAUUGCCAGUGAAAAUCACCAGGACAGGCCAUUCUAUGGAGUCAGCCUUUGUUGGAGUAAAGGUCAACCAAGUAUCGGCUACAAUUGGAAAAGAUUUCACUGUGAAUCCAUCUAAGCUGAUUCAGUUCGAUCCAGGAAUGUCAACUAAGAUGUGGAAUAUAGCAAUUACCUACGAUGGAUUAGAAGAAGAUGAUGAGGUCUUUGAAGUAAUUCUCAACUCCCCUGUGAAUGCUGUUCUUGGCACAAAGACAAAAGCCAGAGUGAAAAUUGUGGACUCAAAAGGAGGUCGGUGCCACCAUUCACAUUCCUCUGGCCAAAUCCAGUACAACUCAUGGGGGAAAGGCAUGUGGCUCCCACUUUCCCCAGGCUCAUCAUCACCCUCCAUUCUUGAUGGGAUCCAUUUGGAAGGAAGAUACCCUUCAUCUUCCAAAGAGGGGAUAACACCCAGCAGAGGGGACAAGCUUCAGGACUUUGACUUAACUGAUAUUCCCAGGAAAAGGCUUAGGACGGUUCACCCAUCAUCUGUUUAUAGAAAUGAAACAGACAUCGUUUUUAGAUACCAUGGUAUGGUUGCUCUAAAAGUAGAGGAUGAGAGAUCUACGAUAAACAUGGAGAAGCCCAGAGAAUCUAUCAUUAAUCAGAGACCACAAAAGAAAAGCAGGAAAAUAGAACCACUACAGGCAGAUAAGAUGGAAAGAAUGCCCAAUUUACAGUCCCCCAGUCAGGACCAGUCACCAUCCUUUCCAAAGAACUGCACAUUAGCAUUAAAAGGACUCUUUCACUUUGAGGAAAGUCUCCAAAAAUUAUAUCACUGCAAUGGAACUUCAUGGAAGCCAUGGAGUCCAAAAGACAAGGAAGGGAAUGAAAGAACCUGUCCCACUGGAUGGAGCCCUCAAAAUAGCCACUGCUACUCCUUGAUUACAGAGCAAAAGGUCACCUGGAAUGAAGCUGCUCAAGCUUGCAGGGAGAAACAUCAAGGCAACCUAGCAAGUGUGUUUACAAAACAGCAUAUGCAGUGGCUAUGGGACUUCAGUGGACGAAAGUCAUUCUGGAUAGGUUUGAAUGACCAAGAUGAUUCUGGUCGCUGGGAAUGGGACGGAGGUGAACCUGUAACCUUCACAAAUUGGAGGAGAGGGGCCCCCUCACAUUUGAAGAAAAGAAAGAACUGUGUUUUGGUAAAAAGAAGGGGAAAGUGGCAAGCUAAAGAUUGCAGGAAGGGUAAAGCUCACAACUAUGUGUGUGCCAGGAAACUAUAAACACAAGUGAUGUUGGACACAUCCACCAGAGCUCCCUCACAAACUGAUUCUUUUUCACAUAUGAUUUGCAGUGUUUGUGAAUUUAUAUGUUUAAAAAUCAAUGGCCAAGGUUUAUUUAGUAAGUUUAUUUGCUGUGGACUAGGAGAGACUUCUGUAAAAGUGCCUUGUGAUUGCAAAGUUUGGUCAGUAGUUUCCUUUCUUACCUACCCCCAUGUUCCUGCAAGAAAAGAACCAUUUUUGAAUCUUAUCUUGUACUUAUAUCCACCCCACCCCUAACAAAAGCUCCAAGUCUUAUAAGAUGUAGAAGUUUGCUUAUUUAAAUAGAAACUAUUCCAAUCCUCAGCCAGUUCUGGCUUCUUACCCUCUUUCUGUCUGGCUUAUGGUUUCAUUGUCCAUCACCUCAGGAGAGGCUACCAGGAAACUUGUGUUGCAAGUUUCUUCUCAUGGACCUGCCUCUCUCUCAAUUCAGCUCCAGUAAAACCAACUAUACCAGCCAGACAAAAAUUGAAAAACAAUGAGAGAGUUGGAUCCUUUUAUCACCUUUAAGGGCGAGGCUGGGAGUGGGGUCAAUAGGUUGAAAAGUGGCAGCUCUCAGGGUAAUGAAUAAUAGUUGAAAAGAAAGGCUGUAAAUGGCUGAGUCAUGGUGUAUGUGCUUCUCUGAAAAGUCAGAGCUACUUUGAUCCUGGAUAUGCACUCAGAUAAGCAUAUAGGUGUCAAUGGACUGGUCUGCCAACUCUUUGAAGGAACAAGCAGCAUGUAUCACCCAAGAAGAUCAGUUUUCUGAAAGGAGGGUUAGCUUUGGUUCAUUCCAAGACAAUGGUUUGGUUUCCCCUUGCAGAACUAUAAUGGAAUUGAAGCCACAUGAACUUUUUUUAUAUUUGUGUCAUUUAUUGUCAUUUCUCAAAGACAUACAUGGCAUUUGGACAGACAGAAAAGGCUGUUUCCUCAAAAAUAAAUAGAUGACCAUAGAGUUGGUCAAAGAUUCCUCCUGAACACAAGACUCUCGUAGAUCACGUUGCCAAUUACCCAUGAUCUCUGAAGGGAAUCUUGAUGCAAUGAUGAAUCCAGAAUAUUCUGACCUGGUUCCAGACAUGCAAUUAGAUAAGAUUUAUGAGUGUCAAGGUACCUACAUGUGGCUAUAGCUUUAAUGUGAAACAUAUCAAUGGUAAUGGAACAAGUGGAAUUUUUAGCAGGCUAUAUUUUUCUGUUCCCAAGAUUCUAAAAGAAGUUUCAAAACAUGAAAAUUUCAUUCCAAAACCAAUUUGCCUCUAAAAAUGUUUCUUCUCUUUUUAUCUUUUCAUGAUUACUAUAAAAUAUGUGAUUUCCCUCAGUAGUAUAAUUUUAAUAUCAAAAUUUUUAAAAGGUCAUUUAACGUAUUUAUGCUAUAACAUAAAUUUUGUCAGAAUGAUGCAUUAGGUAAACUGACAGUGCUUAGACCAGGUCCUUUCUAUAACCUAAAAACAUAAUAGGCCAAGCCCUAUUUCUGGUCACAGAAAUAUCAUUUUGACCACUAGAAAUUUUGCACUGUUUUCAUAGUUUGCCAAAAAGAUGCUACAUCCUCUGCACUAACUCCCAGAUGAUUCUCUGGCUCAACUCUCUUGAUCAAUAUUCACCUGACACAAUGGCAUUAAUUUGAAUUGUUAUAAGAAAGAGAAUCUGGUAAAACUGGGAUCUGACAAGCACCAUCCCCUAGUCUGCCAUCUUCUGAUAUAUGAGGAGUAAUGACUGAAAUAAAGAAUGUUGGAAGUAAGGAUUUCUUAUGUGAAGGGUCAAGUAGUUGCAAGAACUGUGUCCACACGAAGAGAAGUGAAUGUUCAAUGUGUGAGGAAUAUAUUUGGAAAGAGAUAGAAAUCUCUUUGCAUCUCUGCUCUACCCCAGAAUUCAUGAGCUAUAGCUGUUUACUUGGAAUUAAAGAUUAUUCCAGGGAAAGAAUUAAGAAAAUAAAGUACAAAGUAUAUAACUGUGUGAAUAGUCAGCAGAGUCUCUUUGUUAAAUUUCUAUUGUGCAUAUCUGCAGUGAUUAUUUUAAAUAUUUAAUGAAAUUGUGAAUAUUAUCAAAAUGACAGAAAAUGCUGGUUUUUAAUAACAUCUAUAAAGAUUAGAACAAUUUUGAAAAAAUGAAAUUAUUUCUGUGCCUGUUAAACUUUUUGGUUAUCAAGCAUUUAAUUUAGUGAUCAAAAAAUAUUUUCAUUUCCUGUUUAAAAUUACUUAAAUGCGAUUAAUUCGGACCCAAUGAAUAAAAAGAAAUCAUACCGCAAGGUCAAAAACACCAAGUCCAUGCUUCUCAUUUUAAGAUGAGGAAAGAAAGUUUAAGUGAUUUGCCCAAAGGUACCCAGAGAAUAACAGAGCUAGGAUGGGGUAAUAAGAUUUGGAAGAAAAGGAAGAACUAGGUGUAGGCCAUCAUUUAUUAGUGGUUCCAUUUAUUCCUCAGGACUAAGCUUGAGAUAGGAAGGAAGUAGGAAUAUUUGACGAGUCCCUCUAACCCUGUUCCUUAUGAAGUGUACUCUGUUGACCACCAUAGUACCCACUCUAGUCUUGGGCAGAGGUGGUGGGAAAGGAAGAAAGGUAGUGGAAAGAGUAGAGUAGAGGAAUAAGAAAGGAAAGAGGAAGAGAGAGAAAUGUGGCAGCUUCUAGAGUAUCCAGCAGAGGUAGAAGGAAAAGUUUACAGAUAACUUAGACUUUGAUUUGAAUUAAAGCCCCCUAUGAAAGAACUCUUCCCAACCCCAAAACCUGCCUCAGGAAAAACAAAAAUGGACUUUGUCAUUCUGUAUCAACAAGAAAAGCAAUGUGGCAUGGGGAUAGAGAACUGGCCUUGGGAGCAGGGAGACCCGACUUCUAGUCAGGCCUCUGACAUAUUCACUGACUUGGCAAUGCUCUAGGCAAGUCUCUCAGACUGUAUUUACAAUGGUUCUGACAUACAUUGUAGAGGGAGUUUCCUCCUGCAAGAGUUCCCGAUACCAAUGAAAUCCCAGAUCCAGGCCUUCUCCCUAUCCUAUGUCUACAUAUGUAGACUCCCAUAUCCAUAUGUCUACAUGGAGAUAGGUUUGUGAUUUUUUAGGAAUCUUUGACUGCUUUUGAAAAACAAAUUCUCAGUCCAUGUUGGUAAAAAUAGACUUGGAAAUAAUAAUCACUGCUUCUUUUCCAAAGGUACUGGAAAGGAAUGAGUUGAUUUACAUUUCUUUUCGUGUUUAUACUUUUUAAUACAACAAAGAAGACAAUGGGUUCACUUUCAUGAAUAUUGGUUCUGGUUCUGCAUAACUGAAGUCACAGAUUGGUGCUAGUGCUGUAUCUGUAAUAAAGUAGCAUGCUGAGUGCACUAUAUUUACUG
This is a messenger RNA of Vombatus ursinus (common wombat), 10606 nucleotides long. It is a transcript of the gene FREM1, whose product is annotated as FRAS1 related extracellular matrix 1. Lineage: Eukaryota; Metazoa; Chordata; Mammalia; Diprotodontia; Vombatidae. Gene Ontology annotation, biological process: cell communication. Gene Ontology annotation, cellular component: membrane. The coding region runs from base 755 to 7279 and encodes 2174 amino acids. The transcript has 37 exons. The record is from RefSeq and is a predicted model, not a curated record.